Thunnus maccoyii (southern bluefin tuna) is the source of this 4435-nucleotide messenger RNA. Its product is annotated as FH1/FH2 domain-containing protein 3-like. Bases 108 to 2846 code for a protein of 912 amino acids. Lineage: Eukaryota; Metazoa; Chordata; Actinopteri; Scombriformes; Scombridae. Gene Ontology annotation, molecular function: actin filament binding. Gene Ontology annotation, biological process: actin filament network formation; cortical actin cytoskeleton organization. The transcript is spliced from 16 exons. The record is from RefSeq and is a predicted model, not a curated record. Gene Ontology annotation, cellular component: cytoplasm; cytoskeleton.
UAGAUUUAGAAACAGGAAGUUGUGCUUCAGUGUCUCUGUGAUGAUGUCAUGAUGAUGUCACGAUGACGUCGUCUCUCGUCCUCGUUUCUCUUCGUUAAAACGUUAAAAUGUUUCUGAUCUUUUUCUCUUUCUGUCUCCUCCAAACUUCCUUCCUCCUCUUUUCUCCUCCUCUCCUCCCUCGUUCCUCCCCCAGCUCUGGGGAGGCUGACGUCUUCUGCCCAGUUGACUGUAAUGUAAAUCUGGACAAGCCGGUUCUGAGGAUGUUUGAAGACAACUUCCUGCGCAGUCUGGCUGCCCAGCAGUGGGAGAAGAAGAGAAGAAGUAAAAACCUCAGCCAGUCUAAGCUGUCCUCGGCUGAUGAUGUCAUAACGCCGAUCCCACAGCCUGCAGAGGGCGGUGGCGGUGGCGGAGACGGCGGCGUCCCGGCUGGAGGGGAGCGGCCUCCUCAUGGCUCGGACACAAACGGACACUCAGACUCCCAGAAUGACACAGCGGCGUCGGUGCAGCGUCAGUGCAGCACGCUGUCCAACGACAAGAAGUUCCUGCUCGACAUGCUCUACUCCAAGAACUCCGCCGCAGCACCUCUGAGCCCGAGCACCGCCGCGCCUGACACCACCGAGGAAGAGGGGAACUUCCUGCCAGCUGGUGCAGAUCUGGGCGGUCGAGGUCGCGUGUUGGAGCGUCUGUCCAGCUUCAGAGCGCGCUCAGAAGAGCCCGCCGGCCACAGCGAGAGCAGCGCCUCCCGCAGGGCGGAGCUGGAAGGACUGGAAGGCUCCGCCCAGGCGGCGAAGGCCCGACUGGCUGAAGAACAACAGCAGAGCCGCCAGCUGCGGCAGCAGAGCAGCAUCGACGUGGAGAGUCACGCCCGCCGCCUGGAGACCACCCAGAUGACCCCGCUGGGCCCCGGGGGUCCCGGCGACGCCUGGGACCAGCUGCAGCCGAGCGCCGCCGCCCUGCGCAUCAAAGACCUGGACUUCUCCGACCUGCUGGACGAGGAGGACAUCGACGUCUUGGACAUGGACACCUUUGACUCCUCCUCUUCCUCCUGCCUCUCUGGUCUGCCUCCUCCUCCUCCUCCCGGCCCGGGCCUGGCUCCUCCUCCUCCUCCUCCUCCCCCGCCUCCUCCAGGUGGUCUAGCUCCUCCCCCACCCCCUCCACCAGGUGCUCCGCCCUUACCUCCUCCUCCUCCUUCCUUUGCGGCGGCGGCGGCGGCGACGUCCUCGCAGCAGAAGAAGAAGAAGACGGUGAAGUUGUUCUGGAAGGAGCUGAAGCAGGGCGACGGGCCCAAGAAGUGUCGGUUCGGCCGCGGGACGGUGUGGGCGUCGCUGGACAAGGUGGCGGUGGACACGGCCCGCCUCGAGCACCUGUUCGAGUCCAAAGCCAAAGAACUGCCCGUCUCCAAGAAAGGACCGGAGACCAAAAAGUCUGAGAUUCUGGUUCUGGAUCCGAAGAGGAGCAACGCCAUCAACAUCGGGAUGACCGUCCUGCCGGCCGUCCACGUCAUCAAGACCGCCAUCCUCAACUUCGACGAGUUCGCCAUCAGCAAGGAGGGGAUCGAGAAGAUCCUGACCAUGACUCCCACAGAGGAGGAGAAGCAGAGGAUCCAGGAGGCCCAGCUGGCCAACCCUGACGUCCCUCUGGGGACGGCGGAGCAGUUCCUGUGCAGCCUGGCCUCCAUCAGCGCCCUGACCGCCCGCCUGCAGCUCUGGGCCUUCAAACUCAACUACGAGGCUCUGGAGAAGGAGAUCGCGGAGCCGCUGUUCGACCUGAAGCUGGGCAUGGAGCAGCUGGCGUCCAAUCAGACCUUCAGGAGGAUCCUGGCCACGCUGCUCGCCAUCGGAAACUUCCUCAACAGCUCCAACGCUAAAGGUUUUGAGCUGGGUUACCUGGAGAAGGUGGUGGAGGUGAAGGAUACGGUGCAUCGUCAGUCUCUGCUGCAUCACACCUGCAUCCUGGUGGCAGAAAAUUACCCAGAAUCCUCUGAUGUCUACUCCGAGAUCCCCGCCAUCACCCGCUCCGCCAAAGUGGACUUCGAGCUUCUCUCGGAGAACCUGGUCCAACUGGAGAGACGCUGCAAAGCAUCAUGGGACAACCUGAAGGUGGUCGCCAAACACGAAACCAAAGCUGUGCUGAAGAACAAGAUGACGGACUUCCUGAAGGACUGUACGCAGAGGAUCAUCAUCCUGAAGGUCGUCCACAGGAGGGUCAUCAACAGGUUUCACUCCUUCCUGUUGUUCCUGGGUCAGCCGUCCUCCUCCGUCAGAGACAUCAAAGUCACCAGUUUCUGUCGGAUCAUCAGCGAGUUCGCUCUGGAGUAUCGCACCACCAGAGAGAGAGUUCUCACCCUCAAACGCAAACGAGCCGCUCAUCGAGAGCGGACCAAGACCCGCGGCAAGAUGAUCACCGAGACUGAGAAGUUUUCGGGGGCGGUGCCUCGUCAGGACAGCCCGUCCCCCGUCUCCGUGGCAGCGCAGGCGGAGGCCGGUCAGGAGGAGGAGCAUGAGAACAUGAAGAACCUGCUGAUCAGCAGCAGCAACAACCCGAGUGUGGACCAGAGAGGCCUGAGACGCUCCAGAGCCGUCCGCAGUCUCGGCAGAGUGAGUCCACCUCAGAUGUCCGUUGCCAAAGAAGACGGGACCAGCUCCCAGGACGACGCCACAGACGAGAUCAUGGACCGACUGGUCAAAUCUGUUACCCAGAAUCCUUCAGACAGAGCCUCCAGCCCCAAAACCCGCAAACGCUCCCGGCUUAACAGGAAGUCAUUGAGGAGGACUCUGAAGAGCGGCCUCAGCGUGGACGUGGUUCAGGCUCUGGGACUCAACAGCAAGACAGGAGACAACGUCUGAGCACAGACUCCAGCUGAUCGAUCAGUGGAUUGAUCAGUGAAUGGUAUUGAUCCGGCUGAGAUUCCAUCGGACCACACGAGGAGCAGAUUCUGUGAAUUUUUCCUGCAGGAGCAGAAUCAUCGAUUCAAACUGAACAAACAUUUUUCUGUCUGCAGUUCCGACGCAGUGAAGAAAUCUGCUGGUUUUACUGGUUUUACUGGUUCUCUGUUGUUCUCUAAUGUCCAUGAAUGUUUAUGGAUUUCACAAAAAAUCCAACUGCAGAGCUGAGUGAUGAAACUGAAAAGUUACUGACGUCAGACUGAUGAAAUCUUUGCCCUUUACAAACAACAAAGGUACAUGAAUCAAACAGCCGGAUCUGACUAGAAAGUGUUUUUAAUAUGAAAUAUUGACAAACAGAUGCACAAAGUGAGCAGAAACAACAAAAAAAGUCUUGUUUUUAUUACAUUUACUGUAACUUCAGAUGGAUUUUUGUUCAUUAUAAACAGAUGAAGCAUCAUGUUAGAAACAGAUCAACACAAAUCACUGACGAGCUCUUGUUAAAGGAUCAGUCUGCUGUUUUUCUACCAUCACAUCUCAUGUGAAGACUCAAACCAACACGUCAACACUUUCCUGCUUCUCUACUCUCUCAGCUCAGAGCUCUUUGCUAUAUAUUUAGUAUAUAUAUAUAUAUAAAUAUAUAAUAUAUAGUUUCAUGUUUAAAAAGUUAGUCGCUCGCUGGAGUUUUUAACCAACAAACAGGAGGAAAUGGAGGGUUUGUUUGGGGACUAUUUUCAGCAGCGGAUGAAUCUACAUUUGGUGCUGUAGUGAGUAUUUGUGGCACAGAGGCAGAAGAUAAAUCAUCUUCUUAUUCAUUGUUGGUUUGAGUCUGAACAUGAAGGAAAAUACAGAAUAUCAACAAACUGAAACUUGAACACUGAAAGUUUAAAGUUUGAAGAGUUCGACAACGUUUAUUUGUUUGAUUUUAAACUUAAAAGUCAAACCUUGUCGGAUUAUUGAAGCUUCUCGUCCUGGAACACCGGAUCCAUUCUGGAGCUUUCUGUCAUAUCACAUGAUCUUCCUCACAGAUGGAGUUUGUCACCAGACAUUUGAACAUCUUCACCUCCAUGAGAUUGUAUCGCCCGACUUUAAAAAAUAGUUUUCUAAGCGUAUAAUUAACCAGUUAUAAAGACAGACAAGUCCUUGAAAGUCCUUGAAAGUCCUUGAAGAGUUUGGAAAAGUACAUGUGAAUGUUUCCUGUCACAGUGUCACAAAAGUCCACUAGAAAGCAAAAAAAAUCACACGUCACAAAAUUCACGUAUGUAUGUGCGCGUGUUUGUGUGUGUGUGUGUGUGUGUGUGUGUGUGUGUGUGUGUGUGUGUGUGUGUGUGUGUACAGUCAUUUCCUGUGUGCACGGGCUCUGCAGCUGUUUGUUGUGUGUUGUUUUGCACUUUGAGGUGUGUUGGUUUGAGUUCAGGUCUUCUCUCUUCUUCUCUGCUGCUGAAGGACGAGGACUCUGUUUUAACUUAAAGAGUAGAACGACUUCUAUAGAAAUACUAAAUGGAAGAUUGAAUGUGUUCCAGCUAUAAUUAAUAAAAAGUUUCAAAUAAAGA